GGCAGAAUCCAACAGCACCCCCAGCCCCCAUUCGCCGGGUUUGGCACUGUGCAAAGGUCCCCAUCGUAAAGUCGUGAUUGAUUGUGCCGUCCUCGACAAAGAGCCGAUAUCCUCAGGCCUGUCGCGUCGUCGUUUGCUUCCCUCCACAGCCACCCGACACCGCACACACACACACAAGCCGCCCGAAUGGCCAUGCUAUAGCCUCUGCGCCCGACCAGACACGACGUGCCACCAUGGCGAAUUCUUCACCACCGGCGGCGCGUAUCCCGACGCAGGAUACGCGUGCCGUGGAUAACCGCACCGCCCACCCCUGGGGCUCGACUAUUGAUCUGACUCUGGAAGAUCUCCGGAUCGAGGAUCGGAAUACCGAAGAGAGUCAUCAGCGCAGCUUAGCGCAGGCGAAGCGAGACCAUGAAGGACUUCGGAAGACUGCCAUCGAGGUCUUGAAGCACUACCAUCUUCAGGAAGAGCAGCGCCGCGUACAGAUCGAACAGCAGCAGCAGGAGGAUAGGUUACGCGCCGAGGCCAGACUCGCUGCUGAAAGGCAAAGACUUGAGGCCCUCAGGGCCAAGUCUGUCCCAAUCCCGCCGCCCCCACCACCGCCAGAGCCAGUACCCCCCGCCGAUGCUCCGAAGUCGACCGCUGCGGCUCCGCUCGCCAACGGCCAGUUAUCAGAUGCCCCAAAGCCAUUUGCUUCGACGUUAGCCAACGGGGAAACGAAGAACGCGGCGCCCGUCGCAGCCCCAGAACCCCACAAGCCUCCAGGGGGCAUGAUCAAUGGAGGCUUCCCGGCGCUGAACCAAGCCCAGCCUGUACAACCAACCCAGAAGCCUGCCUCAACGGCACCGUCGCCCAAUCCGCCACAAGUCAAUGGGGCACCCGCCGCAGCAUUGAAACCCCAACCCCCGCCAGCAGCUCCGGUGGCCAAGCCAGACCGCCAUGUUGAAGUCCAUAAGAAGCUGAAGCAGCUUCGCGCCUUCGUGGACCAACAGCGGAAGGUUAACCCGCAGCUCAAGGCGAGGAUGGGAGAGAUGCGCCGUGAGAUUCGAACGUCCGUGGGGCAACUUGUCGAGGGCGCACUAUCCAACAACAGACAGGCGGUUUCCAAAAUCACCGCGAAUCUGCAAGAAGCUCUUCAAGGCCGAGUACCUAGCCAGCCAGUCGACCCGAACGAAUUUCUACUGGAGCCUCGAAGUCCAGUAGAAAAUGUGACGAACAAUGCACCACAGGUGCCAUCACUCUUCAUCUUCCUACUCAACGUCUUCGCCAAGUCUGUUAUCUCCCAGUUCAUCAACGAGUGCUCCGCUAAACCUCAGUUGGCAGACGCUGUUGGAACUGUUGUCGCCAAAAUCUUUUCCGAUCCGGAAUUUCAAUGGAGAGGGGGCUCCAUGAUCGACUUGCUCCUCGCGAAGUACCGGAUUGUCUGUCCCGUUUUGUUCGGCUUCCGUGGCAGCGACAGAACUGAGCAAGGCCGGAUACGCAUCGGCUGGCGCAAAGCCGGCGGUGCUUGGAUACCAGAGCAGAUGCACGCCGAUCGCAUGACGGGUCUGGGAGCAGGAUUCGGCGCCAUCGCAUUGCGCGACUUCUCCAGGUCCAAAAACCAGAACCCCUUCCCUCCGUCGAGGUACUGGGCAGCUCUAGCCCGAAUUGUCAACACUCCGGCCAACGAGAUGUCGGACACGCAGUGCCUCGUACUCAAGGCCAUGAUCGAGAACUAUGAACAGCGAUUCAUACACUUUUACGGGAAUGCCGCAGUCGCGGCUCUGCGACUGGCAUUGGUCGAGUUCCCGGCCAAGGCACCCAAGAUGACGGCUGCUGUUGGAGCGCUCCCGGUGCUUGCCCAGCUCCUCAAGGGCGACUAUGGCCUCGCCCUACAAUAGCUGAAGGAAAGAUGCGCAUGUGCACCUCCCGCAACCAAGCAAGCUGUCUGUGCUAUCUUGGUGCCUACGCAGAUGCGCGAUUUACCUGCUAGCAGCCCGAAGCGCAUGCGCGGCCUGCUGUCUGCAACCCCAAUAAUGGAGGAUCAGUGAUGGAUUCAAACAGGGCGGAAACGGAACUUUGUCACCACCAGGAGCACAAGGCACAAGGGAGCCUUGUGCAGCACAACCACUCGACAUGCAUGACGCGGCGUUUAGACGGCAGGCAAGAGAUAUGGUUUGAAUUUGUUUUUUGUCGAAUUGUGUAAUGACUGCUUAUGUUUGAAUUGCCCAUAUCUUGGGAACGACAUCUAUCAUAGACGGCUCUAUUGGCUUUGCCCUUCUCAGCACGGGAUUCCCCCCGGAUGAUUUUUUUUUCUUCAUUGGAUACCAAGCCGCCCUCCUUGAUCGGAUAGUACAUAUACCUCUCGGUCGCAUCAUACAUGAAUAACACUGACAGUCUGCUUGCUGCUUUACACAGACAACAAGAAAGCUCAUUUAAAUAUUGUAAACUUUUAUUAAGAAGGCGUUUAUCAGUGGACGUGCCUCCCACGCCUCCGUCUAAAACACAACUCCAUUCCCAUAAUGGCACACAAAAGAAAAUAGAAAGCUUGGGAUCCCUCGUUAGUAACGCAACCUUAUAUCAUAACACCAGCAGCAGAAUCAAAAGAAGAAUGAGGACG
This is a messenger RNA of Gaeumannomyces tritici R3-111a-1, 2599 nucleotides long. RefSeq lists its product as hypothetical. NCBI's taxonomy places the organism in Eukaryota, Fungi, Ascomycota, Sordariomycetes, Magnaporthales, Magnaporthaceae. The record is from RefSeq and is a predicted model, not a curated record. Gene Ontology annotation, molecular function: inositol hexakisphosphate binding; translation initiation factor binding; phospholipid binding. The transcript is spliced from 2 exons. Gene Ontology annotation, biological process: regulation of translational initiation; regulation of translational termination; poly(A)+ mRNA export from nucleus. The coding region runs from base 234 to 1880 and encodes 548 amino acids. Gene Ontology annotation, cellular component: nuclear pore; nuclear pore cytoplasmic filaments; cytoplasm.